AACCGCAGCUCCUACUUACGGCGUUUCCUGGUGAUUAUAUCUAUCAUUGAGAGGGCCGCCGGACACUCUGCUGAUCCAUUCCAGUCGAUAUAUCAGAGCCGGCCAGAGACUCAUCAUCAUCGUACGUAGUUCAUUUAUAUGAUGGCGGCCGCGGAUUCCGGCAAAACCUCCGCCUUGUACGUCGAUCGGCGGCUGGAAAACGGAGAUGCCGGUGGUCUGAAGAAGAACGUGGACGACGACGGAAGAGAGAAAAGAACCGGGAGUUUGGUGACGGCGAGCGCGCACAUCAUAACGGCGGUGAUAGGGUCGGGGGUGCUGUCUCUGGGAUGGGCCAUAGCUCAGCUGGGAUGGGUGGUGGGUCCCUCCGUCCUCGUCGCCUUCUCCGUCAUCACUUACUUCACCUCCACUCUCCUCGCCGACUGCUACCGCUCUCCCGGUCCCGACAACGGCCGCCGCAACUACACCUACACCGACGUCGUCCGUUCUCAUUUGGGAGGGUUGAAGGUUACACUGUGUGGGCUAGCUCAAUAUACUAAUCUGGUCGGAGUUACGGUCGGAUACACCAUUACUGCUUCCAUUAGCAUGGUGGCGGUGAAGAAGUCAAACUGUUAUCACAAGGAGGGGCACGGGGCGGAUUGCAGCGUGUCGAACUACCCGUACAUGAUGAUAUUCGCCGCCGUCCAGAUCCUUCUAAGUCAAAUCCCCAAUUUCCACAAGCUCUCGUGGCUCUCCAUUCUCGCCGCUGUCAUGUCCUUCGCCUAUUCCUCCAUUGGCCUCGCCCUCUCCGUCGCCAGAAUCAUCGGGAACCAUAUGAACCACCACGAGGUAAAGACGAGCAUAACAGGAGUGACGGUGGGGGUGGAUGUGACGGGGGCGGAGAAAGUGUGGAGAAGCUUCCAAGCCAUCGGCGAUAUUGCCUUUGCGUACGCCUACUCCACCGUCCUAAUUGAGAUUCAGGAUACGCUGAGAUCCCACCCACCAGAGAACAAGGUGAUGAAGAAAGCAUCCUUGAUAGGAGUGACGACCACCACCGUGUUCUACAUUUUGUGUGGCUCCAUGGGAUAUGCCGCAUUUGGAAACAAAGCCCCAGGCAACUUCCUCACAGGGUUUGGCUUCUAUGAGCCCUUUUGGUUGGUUGACUUCGCCAACGUCUGUAUUGCCAUUCAUCUCGUUGGAGCUUACCAGGUUUUUUGCCAGCCGAUAUUCAACGUUGUGGAAUCAAAAUGCAACAAAAAAUGGAAAGAUAGCAGAUUCGUGACGGUUGAUCACGAGGUUAGAAUCCCCUUCUUGGGAGCUUACACCAUAAACAUGUUCAGGUUGGUGUGGAGAACCACAUAUGUGAUCGUCACGGCAUUGAUAGCCAUGAUAUUCCCCUUUUUCAAUGACUUUUUGGGCUUGAUCGGAGCAGUGUCCUUCUAUCCCUUGACCGUUUUCUUCCCCAUUGAGAUGCACAUCGCGCAGGCAAAGAUACCAAAGUAUUCCUUCACAUGGAUAUGGCUGAAGAUACUGAGUUGGACUUGUUUGAUCGUCUCCCUCGUUGCUGCAGCUGGUUCCAUCCAGGGCCUGGCUUCUGAUGUCAAGACCUACAAACCUUUCAAAGCUCAAUAAUGAUUGUUAAUGAAAUGUUUCACCCAUCAAUCCCAAAUGUGGAAUGCAUAUACAUAUGUGCCAUGUUUUCAAUAAAACUACAUGCAUGCAAAUAUCCUGCAAUUUCUGCUUGUGGAAAUGGUUUGUGCAAGAAGAUGCUUAUAAAAGCCACUAAACCAAUUCAAGAGGUAGAAAAUACAUUCUUUUUUUAAUAGGUUCUCAAGUUAGUUGUUGCUUCAAUUCAUGUACCCCCAACAUGAUGACUUUUAAAAUGUUUCCAGUUCCAUUUCCAUGGCAAGAGAUAUGGUAGAUUCUCUUUGU
This is a messenger RNA of Cuscuta campestris, 1908 nucleotides long. The record is from the annotation of a GenBank genome assembly. NCBI's taxonomy places the organism in Eukaryota, Viridiplantae, Streptophyta, Magnoliopsida, Solanales, Convolvulaceae.